AUGGAUUAUCAUCAUCAACAGCAGCAGCCAGAGCAGUCGUCGCUCGCAGAGGACGAUGUCGACGUCGGCGUCAGUGCGGCUCAGGCGGCCAUCGCCACGCAGGCCGCUUUGGCUGCGGCCGCAGCCUACUGCGACGACUCCCUCAUGAGCUGCGCCAGGACGCUGUCCAACGCCGUCGCCGGCUCUUCUCCCGCCGCCACCAACGGCGUCUACACUCCCUCCGACUACUACUACCAUCAGCCGCAGAUGAUGCACCAGCAACACCAUCAGGCCGACAUGUGGAGUCAGUUCAUGCCGAUGACGCCAAACUUUGGCGUCGCUCCAAACGCGGCAGCGUCUCCCAUCCACCCACGUUUGCUGUACGGACAGCAACAAAUUAUGCCGUUUGCUGGUAUUUCUCAAUUUUAUUCGAUCAUGCCAAAAUUGAUUCCCACGGUCUGUUCUCGUCGAAACGCAUAUUUUUCUUUGUUCGUUCGAAAUAUAUAGAUUUUUUCCCGGCAGACCUGCUUUUAGUGUUAUCUGAAACGAUUUUUUUUUUCAGAUGAAAAUUUAUUUAUUUUUUUCAGACCAUUUCUACAACAUGGCUCAAUCGACCCCGUCGUCGUCGUUCCUGGAGAGCUCGGCCGGCGCAACGGCGUUCACCACCAACCUGAACUUGACCAACUCGACGGCGUCCUACUCGCAAGUCAGCGGACUUCAUCCAGCUGCGCUCGGCCUCCAACAGAUCAUCUCCCAGCAGUCGCAGCAGCUCACUGCGUCAGUUUUCUUUUCUUCUACACUAUCACAAAAUCCGUUGCUUUUGCUAACAGAUGCUUAGAGAAAGCUCCAGUGGCUCUAAAAAUUUGCUUCAAAAUAGAAAAAGGGUGUUUUGAGGUAGAUUUAGGUGGCUUCCUUCGAAAAAUUGAGUUAGAUAUAGAGUUUUCUAAUCAUAACCGACCUUUAAAAUAACUUUUUUGGAAAACUGGAGUUUUGAAACCAAAUGGCUCAAAAAAUCAAUGUGCAAAAAAAUAUUUCCAGCGAGAAGAUGCUGGAGUUCCUGGCAAAGCCUGAAGAGCUCAACUGCACAGUCUCCGUUUUUCACGCAAAAGUCGCCCAGAAGUCCUACGGUAACGAGAAACGGUAAUUCUUGGCCUUCACCUUGGAAAAUGUGGCGCAGUGAAACCCAAUCGGGAAAGUGUUGGUUGAGGAAAUCUUAGGAUGUCCUCUCGCAACUGAUUGCUGCCAGCUGGCCCAACGUAUUUGGUUACCGUAUUUGGGUAAACGGCCACAGUUGCCUUUUGCAUCGCUUUUCCUUGCUGGACAGGUGUCUCUCACCUUUGGCGGCGCCUUUUUCGCGAUCAAACAUGCUCCAAGAUUUCCUCCAGCUUUUUUUUUUUGGAGUUCUGACUGCUCAGACGCUUUGUAAAACACGAUCAAACCAAUGCCAUGCAUCAAAUUUGCAAAAAGUCGAGAAAAUAGAUCUCAAAAACUUCAUUCAAGAGAUUUUCGAAAAUUAAGUUAUGACCGACUUUUUUGAAAAAAAAAAUUUCCUGAUCGUCACGGGAAAUUAUUCUUGAAGCUUUUAGAAAAAGAGCUUAGGACUUUUUGGCUUUGAUUUAAACUUUGCCUCUGUAGAAGUUCAUCGAAAGUGUUUCGUUUCAAUUUUCCCUGAAUUUAAUAUGAAAAGUCUUCUUUUCAAAUUUUCAAGCAGUGUUUCGAAAAUAUAAUAUUUUUGCGCCGGUAAUCUCGGAUAAAUAGUUUGGACUUUCUGAUUACAAAAUAGGCGAUCUUGACACAGCUCCAAGCGGGUUGACCUCAACUAGAGGUGUCAAUAGCUGGGAUGGUAGCUCGUCUCGUGCAUGAGCGAUUGUGUUUUUUUGUUUCCGAGGAGGACGCCCCAUUUACAGGCUCAAAAAUCUGUUUGGCCAAGGGCUUGCACUCGUCCGCACACGUGCUUCCUUAAGAGGCCGUGUGUGUGUCUGUUGAGUAAUAUAGCGAAUCAAUUAGCAUAUUGUAGAAGAGUGGGAGUGCGCGAGAUUUGGUCCGCAAAGUGCUGGGAUCUGCGUCCGGCUGAUUGCCACGGAUUUCCUUAAUUGCUAGUAAGCCUUUAAAUGUGCCUUCUAAGGUUUUCAGGCCAGAUAAAUUGUUUUACUUGGGUUAAAUAGGGUUCCUUCAAUGUAUUGCUACUAUACUAUAAGGUGGGAAUUACACAACUUUCUAGCCCUCAUUUUACACCCUGAUUCAUGCAUGUAGAAGUAGAAGCAGGAAAAAAUCUCAAAAAAACCUACUUAUUUCCUUUUAAAGAUCAUUACGCCCUCUUCAAAGUUUUUCAUCAUUCCAUCAAAAAAAAAGAUGUGGUGCACUGUAGAACCCCCAUUGUUCGUCGUCUUUUUAUGACUGAAAUCAUCACCCAAAUGACCGUAAAAUCGAUUUUCACGCGGUUUAUUGGCUUAUAUCUGGAGCAUGUUUGCAUAAUGUUUCGGAAAUCGUUGGAGCGAACAUGACGUUGCCUUUUUGGCCCUGAUUGUUUUAUGGAUGGCGUGGGAGAAUAUCUGCGUUCGCUCCAACGAUUUCAGUAUACAGUUUCGAAAGAAAACGAUGUUUUUCAAGGAAAACUAUUUUGGUUCACAAAGCGAAAGUAUUACAUUGAUUGAGCACGAUGAUUGGCUGAGAAAGAAAUCUGUGAGAAAUUACGGAAAAAUAUUAAUUUCUGAACGUUGAGAAACGAUGUUCAUAGUUCUUGCGCAACCUGUAAAAAAAAGUUGCAACAUGAAAAAUUUUUUCUAAUAGUCAAACUUAUAGCAAAUAUGAAAAAAUUUACCGCUCUUGCGCAGGUCAAAAGGAUAAUAAUCUCAUAGUAUAAACCGUACGAGCUCUUCCGAUAGUUUCGAGUUUGUUUCAUUUCCAGCCCUAACAAAUUCGUUGACGAAUUUGCAAGACGAUAUGCGUUGUUGUCGCUGCACAUGGCGGCUGUGUGUGUGUGCACAUCGACGUCCCGAGGCGGGUUACGGUAGAAUAUUCCCACGCCUUGGGCGCUCCGUCGACUCGGCUCUCAAAAGACCGCUGUCGAUGGGGAGAAGUAGCUUUAGUCGCUUGCAAUUGAUUGAGCCCAAUCAGUUUACCAUGAAAAACGAUUGGAGAAGUUUUUCAUGUGAAGUUGUUCCCAUAAAGAAAGUUGACCUAUUCUGAUAAAAUUCAAUGCUUGGAGAAUGAAAAAACGCUGAAUUCCCCUCGGAUUUUGAAUUGCGAGAUUUGUUCAGGCUUCCUCGAAAACGCUUGAGGCGUCAUUUUCGGAAAAUCAAAAAAUCUACGCCUUGCAAAUUUCUGUGUCUUCAUUUAGGACUUAUAACAGCGCUUUGGUCGAAAAAAUUUCCCGGAACUUCCGGUAGUCUUAUUUUCCUCCAAGCUUUGGUUAACAAAUGCAUGGAUACAGCCCCGUGGCAGAAAAUCAUUGAAGAAAUUAGGCUGAUCUAAGAAUUUUUAUCUAAAUAAAGAUUUUAGUGAAAUCGUAUCUGAAACUACUUAUUCCAGAUUCUUCUGCCCGCCGCCUUGCAUUUACCUGAUGGGCAAAGGAUGGGAACGAAAGAAGGAAAAGGUAAAUAAAAGGCCAAAAAAGUGAGAAAAAAAAGAGCCAAAAUUUAUUUUCAGACUGGGUCGCUGUACAAGACGAUGAAGCAGAAGAUCCUGAUGGACAUGCCGCCGGAGCAGGAGCACAUCCACGACCAACAGUCGACGGAGCUCAUCGCCUACAUCGGCAUCGGCUCUCCUUCCGAGCAGGAGAGGCAGCAGCUCGACUUCUCCUCCAACAAGCCGCGUCAUCCGGCCGACCAGCGUCAGGAUCCCAACAUCUACGUGAGAAAUCGAGGAAAAGCCGUCGAAUGAGCUCGUAUCUCUUUCAGGACUACUGCGCCGCCAAGACCCUCUACAUCAGCGACUCGGACAAGAGGAAGUACUUCGAGCUGUCGGCUCAGUUCUUCUAUGGCUGCGGCAUCGAGAUCGGCAACUUCCUGUCUCAGCGAAUCAAGGUUAGUCGGAAAAGUGGAGAGAAAACAACUCUCAGCGUGGGAAGAGGAGAUUUCAUUCGAUGUUUUUUUCGCUUUCAUUAUCAUCGUCGCAAUUUGAGAAGAAAAAUAAUUAAAAAAAGAAAAAAUAAUAAAAGCUCGUUUGGAACUAAAAUUUUCUCACAGGUUAAUUAGGAAUAGUAAUAAGCAACACUCAUCAAAUUUAUAAAGUUAACAACUAUCUGACCGUAAUAUUUUUCAGGUUAUCAGCAAGCCUUCGAAGAAAAAGCAAAGCAUGAAGAACACGGACUGCAAGUACCUCUGCAUCGCCUCGGGCACCAAGGUAGCGUGACUCCCCCCAAAGGGACCCCUUAAGGGACAUUUCUACAGGUGGCGCUGUUCAACCGACUCCGCUCUCAGACGGUCAGCACGCGGUACCUACACGUCGAGAACGGCGCCUUCCACGCCAGUUCCACCAAAUGGGGAGCCUUCACCAUCCAUCUCUGUAGGCCGCCCGAAGUAACUCCCGAAUAUCCGGUUCUGUUCAGACGACGACCACGAAUCGACGACCCACGAGAGCGAGAAUUUCCUCGUGAAAGACGGCUUCGUCUACUACGGCUCCGUGGUGAAGCUCGUCGACAGCGUCACUGGAAUCGCUCUUCCGAGGCUUCGUAUUCGCAAGGUCCUACUCUUUGCCAGAAUCAUCAGAAUCUCAUACCUAGCUUUAAGUUCUUCAGAAGAUCCAGGAGUUUUUCGCAAAAAACGGUAGAAUUUAGUCCCUCAGAGAUCUAUGUUUGCUUUUCACGAAGCUUUCAGUUUGAUAAGACAAGAAAUCAAAAAGUGGUCACUUCAGGGCACAACAGUCUUUCAGUCAAGUUUCAGCUCUACUUUCUCACAGAUUGUAUUGAGGCAGCAUGACUAUGAAAAAAAUGCCUUCAAAUUUUUUUAAAAACCCUUCUGGUUUUUUUAUUUCAAUAUUGAAUUUUUAGGCUAACUUAAAAUUUUAUUUUUCACCGCAAUCACUAAAUUUCAAAACAGCCAGGAAGAAGAAAAAAAAUCGAAGUUUGCUGUGAAAAUCCAAUCUCAAUAAAAAAAAAGGCUCAAGUGGCGAGUUUCAGGUUGACAAGCAGCAAGUGAUUCUGGACGCGCUGGUUUCGGAAGAGCCCGUCUCGCAGCUCCACAAAUGCGCCUUCCAGAUGAUCGACAACGAAACCGUCUACCUGUGUCUCAGCCACGACAAAAUCAUCCAGCACCAGGUCGGUACACGGCCAAGAUGACCACUCCCAAGUUGGACGUUUUCCAGGCCCAAGUCAUCGACGGACAGCAUCAUCAGAUCAGCGACGGCGCCGCCUGGACCAUCAUCUCCACGGAUAAGGUUCUUACAAUGGGGCAAUCAUAGAAGAGGCGGAACUGAACUUUUAAGUUGCAGAAUGCGGAAUUUUUGUUUUGCAUAGCGUGGAAUUCCGCUCAUCUAGGAAUCAUGAAAUAGGAAAAAAGUUUAACACAGAACAAGGAACUUGAAAAAUCUUUUUGUUUCCCUUCUAAAAAUGUAAGAUUCAUCCUGGUGUUCAGAUCGAAAAAGCAUCGGUUGGUUUUCAUUUGCGAUUUUUAACCUCUUCGAACUCUAUCCAGAAAAAAACUGAUCUCGAAGUUUUCAGACUUUAACUUUCUGUUUGAAUAAAAGCAUCGUUAUAUUUUGCAAAAACUUUGAACGUCUCGACUUUUUGAAUUUAUAUUCAUUAUUUUGGAUAGUUCAACUUUCAUAGUAUUACACUGAAAAAAAAUUUUUUGAAUCUAGUUCUUCUUGAUAACAUAAUAGCAUAACAUCAUAAAUCUGUGAGUCAUCACACUUGAAACUUUCUAGUUAUCGUAUACGUUCACUGAUCAAACAUUGUUUUUCUGAUCGACUCAUUUUUUUUUUCGUUUUAAUGGAAGUCGUUUUUCACGUUACUACCUUGUGACCGUGAGAAAUUUUUCUUGAUUUUUUCGCCUCACCAAAUUUUCUUGGACAUUUUUUUGUCUACAACUACGGUAUAAGUAAUAACGUGAGAAUUUCUUAUUACGUUUGUUUCAAGUUUUCGUUGGCCAAAAAAUAAGUAAAAGUAAACAUUUAGAGUCCAAGGUACAAUCAUUCAGAUAUACAUUUUGAUGGAACUUUUUUGGAAUGAAACACAUCGUCAUCCUAAUAUAAUACUAUUUUUGGCAGAAUUUGAAACAAAAGUUUUAGUUUUUUAUCUCUUAAACACAAACAUCUUUUAAAAAUUAAUCUUUGGGAGUCAUUGGGGUGAAAAUUUCAACUUUUCUGAAAGACCCAUAAAAUGAAGUUGGAAAAAAAGAGAAAACGUAUUUCGGAUCGUAUGUCUUGAUUUAAAACAAAAAAAAUUUUUCAAAGGGCCUUCUGCAAAAAUCAUCCUAAAAUCUUUCAGGCGGAGUACACGUUCUACGAGGCGAUGGGUCCAGUCGGAAACCCGGUCUCGCCGGUCCCAGUGAUGGUCUCCUUGGAGCUGGACGACAGUGAGAAUAAUCCGCGGGUCGAACUCCACGGCCGCGACUUCAAGCCCAACCUGAAGGUCUGGUUCGGCGCCACUCCCUUGGAGACCCACUACAGGUUGUCUCGUUCAUCCGAAUCCCCCAAACCGUCAAUUUUCUCAGGACUGAAGAACAUCUGAUGUGUCUGGUGCCGCCGAUGUCGACCGUGAAGAACGAGACGACGAGUUGGCUCCUCGGAAACGAUGCCAGCACUGAUGUGAGUUUGGCUGCAGAACUCCCUCAGAGUUUGAAAGAGAGAUCUUGUUUUUCUGUGGUCACAAUUUAUAAAAAGUCCAAAAAUAAUUUCUUGACAUCAAAUCCACCUUACUUUUACCAAUCAUAUUCAUUUGUAGGUCCCAAUCUCCUUGGUUCGCGACGACGGCGUGAUCUACGCGACGGGCCUCUCGUUUUCCUACAAAACUCUGGAGUUGCACCAACGAAGAAAUAACUUCCGCGGCUUCUCCUGA
Messenger RNA from Caenorhabditis auriculariae, 6976 nucleotides. NCBI's taxonomy places the organism in Eukaryota, Metazoa, Nematoda, Chromadorea, Rhabditida, Rhabditidae. The record is from the annotation of a GenBank genome assembly.